Molecule: messenger RNA, 1278 nt
Organism: Zea mays
Lineage: Eukaryota; Viridiplantae; Streptophyta; Magnoliopsida; Poales; Poaceae
Product: GTP-binding protein SAR1A
Exons: 3
Coding region: 339-920 (193 amino acids)
Biological process (GO): intracellular protein transport
Molecular function (GO): GTPase activity; GTP binding
Source: RefSeq, marked validated
GAUUUAGCAUCGACACGAUGGUUCAAAGCAAAAGGGUCUACAUGCAGCACUCGCUCGCUUCCCUCCGCCUCGAAUGGUCACGCCACCCAGACCCUGCAGCAGCAGUUAAUCGUCACGCCCCCAUCCUUCCCCAGCAAACACAACACAAGCAGACGGGGAGAGAUUCAGAUCCACUCGUCACACAUCCGCGUUACCCCCUCUCCCUUGGUUUCCUCUCCCACCACCAACCCCCAUCCCGGUUAUCUCCGCCGCCGCCCGCUUUGGGAAGGCGCGACGAAGGCAGGCGAGAGGCUCCAGCCGGACGAGGAGGAAAGAGGAGCAGCAGGGCCGGAGGAGAGAUGUUCCUGUGGGACUGGUUCUACGGGGUGCUGGCCUCCCUCGGCCUGUGGCAGAAGGAGGCGAAGAUCCUCUUCCUCGGCCUCGACAACGCCGGCAAGACCACGCUGCUCCACAUGCUCAAGGACGAGCGGUUGGUGCAGCACCAGCCGACGCAGCACCCGACGUCGGAGGAGCUCAGCAUCGGCAAGAUCAAGUUCAAGGCCUUCGACCUCGGCGGCCACCAGAUCGCGCGCCGCGUCUGGAAGGAUUACUACGCAAAGGUUGAUGCUGUAGUAUACCUGGUAGAUGCGUAUGAUAAGGAGCGAUUUGCUGAAUCAAAAAAGGAGCUGGACGCUCUCCUGUCAGAUGAUUCCUUGGCAAAUGUUCCAUUUCUCAUCCUUGGCAACAAGAUUGAUAUCCCGUAUGCUGCCUCUGAAGAGGAGCUGCGGUAUCACCUAGGCCUUAGCAACUUCACAACCGGGAAGGGCAAGGUCAACCUUGGCGACUCCAAUGUCCGGCCACUUGAGGUUUUCAUGUGCAGUGUUGUUCGCAAGAUGGGCUACGGCGAUGGUUUCAAGUGGGUCUCCCAAUACAUCAAGUAGGGCCCUUGCCGGGGCGCUUGCUCAGCCCAGCGAUUUUUUUGCCUUGUUAUUUGUUCUGGUUGGUAUUUCGUCACGUGAACGAUGAUCAUCAUAUCAUGACAGUAUCAUGGAGGGGUAUGAAGAGGAAAAAACAGUGCUUAACAUUGGGGAACAUGUUGAAUCUUUAGCGUGAAAACAUUUUGUUAUGUCAGUCAAACUCCUGGAAUUCUUUUGCUUUUCCGUAGGACCUUUACUAAGGACUUGCCUGCGAUGCAUUAUAAGAUUAUUGAUUGCUUAAAUUAUGUGUUAUAAUAUGGUGGUGGAUUGGUACUGAGUAUCGGUGGUUGCGUUAUCAAUGCAUGUAUUCAUUUGUUUGCUU